AUGGGUAGUAGCUCAAGGAAAUGCCUCACCUACAAUGAAUACACUGUGGCAAUCAUUUGUCCACUCGAAGUGGAAGUGAGUGCGGCUAGAUACAUCCUUGAUGAUGAGCAUACUCGUUUACAGAACAAGGAUGGAGAUCCAAAUAAAUAUAUCUUGGGAGAGAUGUGUGGCCACAACGUGGCAAUUGGAUUUUUGCCUCACGGCUCGCAGGGCAAAGCCACGGCAGCCAUAGUCGCUGCGCAUAUGAACAGAACGUUUCCUGCUAUCCGGUUGCGCUUGCUCGUAGGUAUUGGAGGAGGUAUUCCAAGCGCGAAAAAAGAUAUUCGUCUCGGCGAUGUCGUCGUGGGGGUGCCAGAGGGUGUUCACGGCGGAGUCGUGGAGUAUGACCUGGGUAAAGAGACGUCCCAUGGUUUUGAACGCAAGGGAUACUUGUGCAUGCCGCCAGAUGAGUGGAGAAGCAUCAUCGUUGAGAUGCAGUCAGAUCACAGAGUCCAUCCAAACCAAACGUCGAAGUUUUUGCUGGAAAUGCUGGACAAACAUCCAACCCUGGUAGAGUACUGUCGUCCAGCUCCGGAGAAAGAUGUUCUGUUCUCGGCAUCCAAUGUACAUGUUGAAUACGAGCCAACAUGUGACAAAUGUGAUAAGAGCAAUGUCAUCGCUCCACGAAAAAUUAUUGGGCCAAAGAUAUUCUACGGAACUAUUGCAUCUGGGGACAGGGUGAUUAAAAAUGCAACAGUCAGAGAUGCAAUCAGUCGAGGCAUUGAUGGGGCCAUCUGCUUUGAGAUGGAGGCUGCUGGCUUGACGACUCACUUUCCCUGUAUUGUGAUUCGAGGCAUUUGUGACUACGCAGAUUCUCAUAAGAAUGACGAUUGGCACGCAUACGCAGCCGGGGUAGCAGCUGCUUGCGCUAAGGAACUUCUCACUUACGUUAACCCAGUUACCGAAGCGCAGCCGUUUUUCGAUCACGCGCUCAGUACCAGUUCUGUGUUGAGUCAUCCCACACAUGUCCUGCCUGUCAACGAUGCUCCAGAAUAUCUGCUCUCGAGCCACUUCACGGGUCGCGAUGAGGAACUGAAGCUGAUCAGCGAUGGGUUUGAAUCAAGUCAACCCGACAUUCCUACUCGCUGCGCCAUAUAUGGGAUGUCUGGUCUUGGUAAGACGCAGUUGAUACUCAAGUAUGCCAAGCAGUGUUUUGACCAGGGUCGGUAUUCCUUUGUCUUCUUUGUAUCUGCCUCCUCGAUCGAAAAACUAAAUCAAGGGUUCACGAACAUACUAAAUCUGGUUGAUCACCCGGACCGAUAUCACCCUGAUCAAAGUGUAUGUUUGACAAUGACACGGCGAUGGCUGGAGACCUGUUUUGAUGGCCACGCAACAUGGCUUCUCCUCGUCGACAAUGUAGAAAAAGAGACAUUAAAAUUCCUCCGAGAACUCUUACCCAGGCGAAAUCCGAAAGGCCGCAUUUUAUUCACCACACGAGGCGAAGAUAUUGCCACGGCUCUCGUGAGGACAGGGAAUCCAUACGAUUCUUUGCUACGCCUUCAAGUUCCAAGCCUUGGAGACGCCGCAAUCUUAUUCUUGAGAGAAGCUGGGAAAAUGCUGGACCUAAAAGAGACUUUGACUUCUCGACAGGCAGAAUCCUUAGCCCAUAGUGUUGGAUGCCUGCCCCUUGCGGUCAGUAAUGCUGCAGCAUUCAUGAAUAAGUCACAUACGAGCUUAAGCGAUAUACUUGAACUGUACCGCAGUUCUCAGAAAAUGCAGCUCCUUAGUUGGCAGAACAAUCUAUCAUUGCACGAGGAAGCAUCGGUAGCAGGAGGCUUCAAAGGCCAAUUCACUCAGCUAGGAAAGAAAUUCCCGGAAUCCAGUAACCUACUAAAGCUGCUAUCAUUCUUUGAUACAGAAAGAAUUCAAAUUGAUGUUAUCAAGGAUGGCUUGAGGGAGUUGAUAGCAACUAGGAGCUCUUCGGAUGACCUUGUCACGACUAACAUUAGGGCUGAGACGUUGGGUAUAGCAAACUUAAAGAUCGCGAAUAUUAAAGCUCUACGAAAAAAUCAGAUAAAUGACCGCGACGCACGCAGAGACGAGACCAGGAACACCGGUCCACAAAUCGUGGAUUCACUUUCAACUCUAAUUCUCUCUCCGGUGCUGCUCCAAGAUGCUUUGCAGCAGAUAGAGGACCUUUCACUCGUCACUUGUUUGCAUGGCUCCCAUGGUCUGGAGCUUCAUAUGCACGAUCUUAUCAAAUAUAUGGUACAGGAAAUGAAUAUGGGUCUUGACUGCAAAGCAACUCUUCUGGGGUUCGCAUCAUCAAUUGUCUGCAACGCAUUCCGGCUGGUGGAGGAUCGAACGUCCCCCAAAUUCUGGUCGCAGUGUGAAGUUAUUGUUCCCCAUAUCGAGGCUUUACGGAAAUUACUUGGUUCCUCGCAAAAUCACGACCCGGCACUUACCUGGGCCGAUGUGGAGGUUGGAGCAUACUUUCAAAGCCGAGGUCGGUAUGCAGAGGCAGCGAGCCUCUACAGAGAAGCUCUAGGCCGCGAGAAAGCGAAGUCUCAGUCAACUCAGCCCGAAACCAACAGAGCUCUACGAGGACUAAUUGUCGUUCUUACUAAACAAGGGCUUUACAAUGAGGCCGAAAGUCUUUGCGAAGAAGCCGUUGGAAGCUUCGAGAUGACCGGAGCAGAGGCUAGCAUGGAAGUACUAACAAUAUUACAAGAGUUGGUGAAUGUCUACGACAAACAAGGAAGAUAUGCAGAAGCAUUGAACCUGGGCGAAAGAGUUCUCAGUGGCUUGAAGCGAAAGGUUGGUGAGAAUCAUCCUGACACAUUACAAAUAAUGCAUGCCAUGGGUCUCGCGUGUGGCCAUCAAGCGCAGCAUGAUAGGGCAGAGAGACUUUUCAAGCAUAUAUUACAUGUACAGGAAGUCGAGAAGACAUGGGGAGCCGAUCAUCCGGAUACCUUACGAACCGUGAACGCCCUGGCCAAUCUUUAUGAUCGCAGACAACAAUACAAAAGUGCUGUCGAGCUGUACAGCCGGGCUAUCAAAGGGCGCGAGACUCUCUUUGGCAUCAACCAUCCUCAGACGCUGCGGUCGGUAUGUGGGCUGGCGAAUCUGUACAUGCGACAAGGGCUGUUUGAAGAGUCCAAGAGCUUGUAUAGUCUUGCUUUGGAGGCCAGCGAAAAAUACUUCCAGAUCGAGAACCCUGAUAUCUUGCGGGCUGUGCACGGGCUUGCAUCUGUCCUCUCGUGCCAACGUGAAUACUCGGACGCAGAAAAACAAUACGAGCGUGCCAUACAUGGCCGGACAGGUGUGCUUGGGAAAGGGCACGCAGACACGUUGAGGUCUAUGGAAGGUUUGGCGAUUGUUUACAUUGAACUGGGCGAAUAUGCAAAGGCGGAGGAGCUUUACAAAGAGGUGUUGGCAGGACGCAGAGAGAGCCUUGGAGCCGCACAUCCAGAAACGCUGCAGACAGUUCGAAAUCUGGCGUUUCUGGCGAGGAGGCAGCGUGAACGCAGUGCCACGAUUGGCGUUUAG
Molecule: messenger RNA, 3528 nt
Organism: Exophiala bonariae
Lineage: Eukaryota; Fungi; Ascomycota; Eurotiomycetes; Chaetothyriales; Herpotrichiellaceae
Exons: 3
Coding region: 1-3528 (1175 amino acids)
Biological process (GO): nucleoside metabolic process
Molecular function (GO): protein binding; catalytic activity; ADP binding
Source: RefSeq, a predicted model, not a curated record